AUGUAAAGGUAAACACUGAAGAAUUCCAGAAAAAUCUAGACCCCACUCGAUAAAUACUACUCCCUCCGUUCUUCGCCAACCAUAACACAGCAUACCCAAAAUCUCCACUACCUCACGCGAUCAUCUUUCGUCGCUCAUUCCACUCGUUGAUUCGAUUCGAUUCCUUAGCUUCACAUCUCCAUGGCGCUAUACAGAUUUUUGAAGAGGAAAGGAUGUGUUGAUGAAGUUAACGACGAUUUCCCUCUCUCUUCUCCCGCUACCAAGAUUCGCCGUCUCGAUGCCGAGUUGCCGCCAAUUGUGGAAGAAGAGGAACCGUUACCGUCGCCGUCCCCGUCACCGUCACCUAACGAUGAGAGAGCUCUCGUCCUUUUCAAACCUCUUGCUCAUUCCCCUUCCUCUUUCUCAUUCACCGUCGAUUCUAACCUUAUCAAUGAAAUUACGAACAAUCAAUUCAUGUUGUCCAAACAGGGUGAUGACAUUGUGACAGGGUUACAAUCACGUGAGAAGAGUAAUGAUGAAUUGGCUCUCGUGCCUUGGGUACCUACUUCUUACCAGUUCUUUGAUGUUCAUGAUAUUGACGACUCAAACACUGAGUUGAUGGAAGCUGAUGAAAUGGAAGAAGGUGGUGGUUCUAUGAUGAUGGAUAUUGAACAAGAAGGUGACAUUGAUAGUGACCCUAAAACUUGCACACCGAGCAUUCACUUCCCAACAGCACACUCUGGAAUAACAGAGGGAUUCCAGCAACACUGCUUGUUGCCUCAGCUUCCUCACCACACCUCAACACCCAUCUCUUGGACCCGCUGAGAUUUGUUUGUUACCUCUGCCACUUAUUAAGCAACUUUUUCCCGUAUUUAGGACAAGGGUUUGUAGACUAGCCUGAACCCGUUAGUUAUAGUUUUCUUUUGCGCUAUGGGAAUCUCUCGCAUCUUGUGCAACUGGCUAUGGAAGUGUCACCAACAAAGGAAAAUGAAUGUGUAUAAUGUUUUUUGUCGCCAUCUAUGAAUUGCUUUUCAUUUUUC
Molecule: messenger RNA, 1019 nt
Organism: Vigna umbellata (rice bean)
Lineage: Eukaryota; Viridiplantae; Streptophyta; Magnoliopsida; Fabales; Fabaceae
Product: DBH-like monooxygenase
Source: RefSeq, a predicted model, not a curated record